Sus scrofa (pig) is the source of this 5612-nucleotide messenger RNA. The record is from RefSeq and is a predicted model, not a curated record. Lineage: Eukaryota; Metazoa; Chordata; Mammalia; Artiodactyla; Suidae.
CGCGCCGCGCACCCUUGAGGCAGAAGUGGGCUCCUCCGCGGGCCCCGGGAGCCGGGGACUCGGGCGCGGCCAUGGAUCCACGGGGAGAGGGCGGUCCAACACCGUGCGUGGAAUGCCCGACGCGCACCACCCGGUCUUCAGUACGGUACUCUGUCCAGGAGUACUCUGUGCGCGGGGGGAUGCCUUUCCCCAUUUCGCCCAAGUUGGUCCUUUGUCCCAAGAGUUUUCUUGCCAGACUGUUCUCCCGCCGUCCCCGAGCCCUCGCUCCUAAAGAAGUUUUGCCGGUCUGGUCAGAGUCCCCCGACUCGGACUGCGGGCUCCGGGUCCGGCCCAGUGAAGCCUUGGGCAGGAUGGGGACCACGCCUCUGCCUCUGGGGUCCCGUUCUCUUGCUCAGCCUCUGAUCGGUCAUUCUAACCUCGGCUACACCUUGCUAAGCCCAUGCAGACGGCUAGUGGAGCCUCCCUGCACCCCAAAGCCUCGCCCCCCCCACCCCUUUUCCCGGAGCGGUGUGUGGGACCCAAGACAGAAUGCAUUCAGGCGAGCGGAGCGCGAGGCCCUGGGGCCCUAACGGCUUCCUAACAGGGGAGGCCUGAGCGCUGCUUACCUGAGCCUGGUAAUUAGGGGAGAGAAAGAAAUACUGGGCCCCAGAUGCGCACUAGUUGAUUCGAACCUUGGCUGCUCCUUAGUUGCUCUGUUAGGUUCUAGAGAUUAGAUGCAUUAAGAGACUUUGAUAGAAGUAGGAAUUCCUAAAAGGAAGGCUGAGAAAAGUUAAGGUACCAGCCAUUGCAGUUACAUUAAGUGAUUAUUCACUUCCUAAAAUAGUGACCAUCUGAGCACUUGGUGUGAAGGGUGAUCUCUUUUCUGAGAAAUCUUCAAGAAAUGCAUGGGAAGUUUUCAGUCCAAUUGCUUACAUAUGGGUGAGCUUUUUGAAAUUGUAAGUUUUUCAAAACGUGGUAACAUAAAGGCUUUCAAGUAAAUGAUUAUUUUUUUAAGUGACAUUGAAAAAAUUAAAGAAAUGAGAUGAAAUGGACAAGCUAAACCAAAUCAUUUUCCCUGAGUCUGACAUGGCCUGAUGAAUUGAUAAUGUUGGUGAGACAUUCAUUCAUCCAUUCCCUCCAUCCUGUCUAUCAAUCAUCUAUCAUCCGUCUAUCAAUCUAUCUAUUCACUGUUACACUGAAGUUCUGCCAAGUUUUCUUUAAGUUGAAGGAGCUCAUUGUAUUUCUCAGUAACUCAUCUAAAAAUUCCUUUCACUGAUAAAGUUUAUUUCCCUCUAUUUUAGGGAGACUGACUAAUUAUAGUAAGAAUUAAUAGUUUGUUAAGGAUGGACUACCCAUUUACAAAAAUAAUAGUCUUUUAGAUUAAAAUAGAAAAAUAGAAAAAUAGAAAAACAAACCCUGUUUUUUACCUUUGGUUCAGUGAGAGGAGGCCUAAUGGAAAUGAAAUAGCCUAAUGUAACUUAAGUAAUUGCUAAUCAUAACUUUUCCAGCAUUCCAGCUCAUAAAUUAAAACCAAUUCUGUUUGGAGGCUUUACCAGUAUAUCUCCCAUGCCAGCCAUCUGGGCCUUUUUUAGUCUGACAUAAAGCUGAAGAGAUAGGUUCUGCCUCUGAAGGCUCUCAAUCUCUCCUGCUGCCAAAAGAACAAAUGAUUUGAAGUGCCAUGUCUGUCUGCCUGAGGUCCAUGUGACAUGGCCUCAGUGACUGACUUUGGGGAGCAUCAUUUGGAGGCUCCGUCUGAAGCAGCUGUUUCUCUCGCCAUGUUCAGAUCUGACUUCCCUCUCUACCCUCUCCAUUCUGCAUUUGCCGAUGGGAGCCCCCUACAGUCCCGUGGCUCCCUUUUACCCAGGACACUGUGAACUAGACUGAGGUAUGAAUAGGACCCCAGUCUCCACAUCCCAGACUCUGCUGGGCCCUGGCUGCCACGCAGAGGCUGGUAUUGUGGCAUUGUGGCCUCCCAGGACUGAAUCAAGCCUCUGUCUCUCAGCUCCCGAGCACUCUGAAUUCAUUCUGCCUGGCUUUUAUCCUUAAUAAUAAAACUGGCUGUUAUUUUUCUGACUGGCCUCCAGACUCUCAUUAGCUUUCACUCUGAAUAGCAGGGCACCGAAGGAGUGCAGCUGAGCCCGAGGGAGCCCUUCUCUCCGGCGGCAGAGCCAAGAGAAUGGUGGUAAACCUCUUGAGUGUGGCUGGGCCCUCCCACCAGUGCCGCGACUACCUGGGCGGUGCACUUGGGGGCGACCUCUGCGAGGACCUGUGUGUGGCGGGCCGGCUGAGGUACCAGCGCUGCCUUUACUAUGAGCGGGGCAAGAAGGUGCUGCAGGCUGACUGGCGCGGCCGGCCUGUGGUCCUCAAGUCCAAGGAGGAGGCCUUCUCCAGCUUCCCACCACUUGGCCUCCUGGAUGACCAGCCUGAAGAUGAGGACAGCAGCCGGGGGUUCUCAGAGGCAGAGCUCCUCCCACUGGUGGUGGGGGAGGUCAAGAGCGCGCUGGGCCUGGAGCUGGCCAACGGCAGUCUGGGGCACCUGGGGCUGGGGUGGCCGGGCCCCCGGCUGCGGGGCCAGCUGGCCAGCCUGUGGGCGCUGCUGCAGCAGGAGGAGUUUGUCCUGCUCAGCCUGCUGCGCGGCCUCAGCCCGCACGCCCCGCCUGUGCUAGGUUCCUGCGGCCAUUUCUAUGCUGUGGAGCAUCUGGCUGCAGGCAGCCCCCGCCACCGGGCCCUCUUCCCCCUGGACGGUGUGUCCCAGGGAGGCCGGGGCCAGGCCCGGGCAGUCAGCGGCGUGGCACUCAGCUUCUUGGACAUGGUCAGCCAUUUCGACCACGACUUUUCCCACCGCCUGCACCUCUGUGACAUCAAACCCGAAAACUUUGCCAUCAGGAAUGACUUCACGGUGGUGGCUAUUGACGUAGACAUGGCCUUUUUUGAACCUAAAAUGAGGGAAAUUCUUGAGCAGAACUGUACGAGAGAUGAAGACUGCAAUUUCUUUGACUGUUUUUCAAAGUGUGAUUUGCAAGUACACAGGUGUGGAGCUCAGAGAGCCAACAGCAACCUGCAGGUCGUCUGUGACAAGAUAUUCCGCCACUGGUUCUCCUCCGCGCCCAGCAGCCCCGCCAUCUCCCUGCCUCUUCGGCUGCAGCUGCGGGAGGCGGUGCAGGAGUGCGCGGCCCCCGGGACCCAGGCGGCGGCGCCCCGCGUGUUCUGGAAGCUUCGGCACCUCCUCCAGGCCGCGCUGCGGGAGCUACAGGAGGAGGAUCAAUAGCCGCUCUGGCCUCUCGGAGGCUCCUCUGGAAAGUGGUCCCGCGUCAAGAGAGGAGUGAGUCCAGGCUCGGGAAGCCCCCGUCUCGGACACCGUGUGAGGAGCGGAUCCCCGCGGCCUUCCUCCUCUCCCGGCUUGAUUCCUCUGCUGUGAAGCCACCGCCGCUCUCUGACCUCUCACUCUUUGGAAGUGACAUGGGGGGUGGGGCGCAGCAGCUGUGUGUGAGCAAGAGUUGCAGCCGGGCCCCUAAGGACCUGCCCGAGUGCCAGAGUGUGCGUGCACGUGUGUGCGCAAGGGCAAGUGAGUGUAUGUGAGGGCGAGUGCGCGUGAGUGAGGGUGAGAGUGCACCUGUGAGAGGUGUGCAGGUGUGUGAGUGUGCCUGACUGUGUGCCCCUGUGUGGGAGGCGCUGCGCUUCCGAGCAGGGAAGGUGCUUCCUCCGGCGUGUCUGCUGGGACCAGGCCUCGGUUGCCAAGAAGAGUCGCCUUUCUCCUGGAGUUGAGUACAAUGAAACAAGUCUAAUCUUCGGGACAUGUAAUUUGUAAUGGCCAGUGUGUUGGCGUAUAGUUUUGUUUUGUUUUUUUGAAGAAUGCAUGGAUUUUCAGGACUGUUAAGUGUAAUAAGUAUUUAUCCCAGUACCUCUUACUUCCUAGCAGGGGUGGCAGGCUUAGGAGUUCCAAGGUGGAGCCAGGGCCUGGUGAUUGGGCCUCAGGGCAGGGUGAUGACCAGCCCCUCUCUGUGGGUUGAGUGGAGACCAGGCCACAGGUGGCUCCUCACAGGUUGGCAUAUUUGCUUCCAGGGGGUUCCCAAAGACCCUCUCCUGCAAGAGACCAAAAGGGAGGAAACCACAUGCUGGUCACUCCCCUGGUCAAGCAGGUAGAUCCCUGUGGAGCCGGCUAGACCUCUGCCUACUUCGAUGGAGGUUCCGGUUCUAGUCCACAUCCUGGGGCAGCGAGAGCUCAGCAAACAACCACAGGCCAUCCUUAAGGAAAACCUAGAAAGGCGCAAGGAGUGGAUAAGGAAUUCUGUUGGCUUAUGAAUAGGAGACAAACUAAUCUGAAGUCUUAAAAUAUUACAAAUGGACAAAUUCUAAGUAUUUCUCUGUCCUUGCCUAGCCCCUUUCUGAUGCAGGGAAGGGGAAACUGCCCACUUGUGCUUGUUCAGCUGCAUUUCCUGGCUGUGCAUCUGUCUGCACCUCUACUCACCGGCAGGAAGCACGUCUGAGGCAGAGCAUCCUCUAAGGCCCCCCAUUUCUAAGUUAGUGACUUCUCAACACUGGGGGGGAAGGACCCCUCCCCCCCCAUCACCACUGGCAUUAUCCACAUGACUAUGAAUUUCAUCCAGGGCCCCCUCUAAACAUAUAUAUGAAUAACUCGCUUUGCCUAAUAUUAGGAAAAAAAACUCAUGUUAGUCACUUUUGUGGCAGAAAUAAAUUAAGGAGUUCCUGCUGUGGCUCAGCAGGUUAAGAACCCAAUUAGUAUCCAUGAGGAUGCGGGUUUGAUCCCUGGCCCUGCUCAGUGAGUUAAGGAUCCAGCAUAGCUAGUGAGCUGUGGUAUAGGUCACAGAUGCGGCUUGGGUCCGGAGUUGUUGUGGCUGUGGUAUAGGCCAGCAGCUGCAGCUCCGAUUCGACACCUGACCUGGGAACUUCCAUUUGUCAUGGGUGCGGCCUUGAAAAGGAAGAAAAAAAAAAAAAAAGUAAACUAAAAUGUGCCACCGAGGCCUGGAUUAGAUUCUUAAAGAAGAGACUUGGCUUCUGUAUGCUGGGCAGAGGCUCCGUUUCUCCCAAGAUGUGCUACGUGAGGUUGUGUCUGUAGUGGUGAGGGUCUUACCGAACCUCAAGACCCUCUGGUCAGGUUCCUCUAAGGCAGGUGUGAAACAGAGGCUGGGGGAGGGCAGGAGGCAUAGGGGCUUUGCUGUCUGUGCCUUUAAACAGUUGGUUUUUGCAUUGUGAGGGCAAAUGGGUCUCCUGUGGUUAACCUGGGAUUACAGCCCUUCCUUGGCCUUGGUCUGAGCUAACCUUCCAGGCAGCAAAGGGAAAAGAUUCCUUUUCAUUUCAACUAAAAUGGAAACAAAUGUUUAUGCUUGUUAUGGAGGCUGUGCAAUAUGUAAUUACCCAACACAAUAGCAUUUUUAUUGAAGAGAGCAGUUUAUUCCUUCCCCUGUGUCUGACUACCCUUCUCCCUAUCUGUCUCUAUCUCUGUCUCUCUCUCACACAUACACCCCAUGCCCCUUUCCCAUCCUGCCUGGAGAAUUCAUCUAAGGCAGUCUCUUAGACUGCGGUCAAAUUCUGUUCUUGUUUUUGUUUUUUUCAGUUUUCAAACUCUUGCAAAAUACUGCUUUUAUAUAAUAAACAAACAUGGUAUCUGUAUU